UUCCGAGGCAGACGCGGAAGUGCCAGGAGGCGCCGGGAACCCGGUUUGGUAACGGGGUUUCUCGCUCAGCGCGGCGCUUCGUGAACGUUCUGGAGAGGCCCACUUCCGCCAGCCCAAACCAGACGAAGCCGGCGCUGGGAGCUGCUCCUCGGCAGAGCAGCUGAUGCCGGCCGCGCCCUGGAGCCCCAGUAGCGGGGCCGGACCAUGAGCCUGCUGGGCGGUCCGGCCUCCUCGCCGCGGACCCCGCUGCAGUCCAGCAAGGCCAGGAUGAAAAAGCUCCCGAAGAAGAGCCAGAACGAGAAGUACCGGCUCAAGUACCUGCGGCUGCGCAAAGCGGCCAAAGCCACGGUGUUUGAAAAUGCUGCUAUUUGUGAUGAAAUUGCUCGUCUUGAGGAAAAAUUUAUUAAAGCAAAAGAAGAAAGACGGUACUUGCUAAAGAAGCUCCUCCAGCUCCAGGCUCUAACCGAAGGUGAAGUACAGGCUGCAGCUCCUUCCCACAGCUCCAGUUUGCCCCUGACUUACGGUGUGGCCAGCUCUGUGGGAACUAUCCAGGGAGCUGGGCCAAUUUCUGGGCCUAGCGCUGGGGCUGAGGAACCAUUUGGAAAGAAAUCCAAGAAGGAGAAAAAAGAAAAAGGCAAAGAGAACAACAAACUGGAAGUUCUGAAGAAAACAUCCAAGAAAAAGAAAAUGGAGGCAGGUGCUCGCAAGCUGGUUCAGCCCAUUGCCCUGGAUCCCUCAGGACGGCCUGUGUUCCCCAUCGGACUGGGGGGUCUAACAGUAUAUAGCCUGGGGGAGAUCAUCACAGACCGACCUGGCUUCCAUGACGAGAGUGCCAUCUACCCUGUGGGCUACUGCAGUACUCGGGUAUACGCCAGCAUGAGGAGCCCAGACCAGGAGUGUCUGUACACCUGUCAGAUCAAGGACGGCGGCACCCAGCCUCAGUUUGAAAUUGUUCCUGAAGAUGACCCCCAGAGUGCCAUUGUCAGCUCUUCUGCAGAUGCCUGUCAUGCAGAACUGCUCAAGACCAUAAGUGCUUCUAUGGGGAAACUAAUGCCCAACCUGCAUCCAUCUGGAGCUGACUUUUUUGGGUUUUCUCAUCCAACCAUCCACAACCUGAUCCAGAGUUGUCCAGGAGCUCGAAAAUGUGUCAAUUACCAGUGGGUGAAGUUUGAUGUGUGCAAACCAGGAGACAGUUCCCCACCCCAGGGACAGCUAGAGAAUGACGCAGCUACAAGCUUUGAAGCCUUUCGGAAACAGACCUUCGAUGAAGAUCAUACCAAUCACAUCCUACAAGGUUAUUGUGCCAAAUCUCAGAAGCCAAGAAGAGAAAAAGGAAAAUUAUCCAACAACCUUUCCCUUCCCAAGAGGAAAAGCCUAGAGCUGGAAGCAGCCCUGAUCACCUCUUCCCCUACAGGACCCUGGCACUUCACCAGUUGCAAACGGGUUCAUUGAUUUGUGGAAGUGACUUGGAGGUAAAGAAAGCCUUACUGCCCAAACUGCCCCUUCCUGACCUGCAUUAUUCUGUAUAAAGUUCAUGUCCACCACCACCAAAUAUGAAUGUUAAAAAAAAAAAAAGCCUAAAUAUAUCAAUAAAACUGUUGAUGCAAGUUACUUAAACAAUAGCAUGCUAUGGCAGACACACCCUAAGGUGACCCCCCCCAUGAGUCACACCCUUGUAUAGUCCCUCCCCUCAAGUGUAGGGAGAAUAUAUGAUUUGCUUCCAAUCAACAGAAAAUAGCAAAAGGGAUAAGAUGCCAUGCUCAUGAUUAGGUUAUGUUACAUGGAAAAGAUGAAGGGGUUUUGCAGAUAUAAUUAAAAUCCUUAAUCAGUUGACUUUAAGUUAAUACACAGGAAGAUUAUCCUGGGUGGGCCUGACCUAACUGAGGUGAGCCCUUUAAAUAGGGUCUAUCUGUUUUAUUCUAAAUAACACUUCAUCCAUUUUGCUUCAUGGGCAGGACAGAGCAAGAUGUCCACUGCAGUAGGUUUGUGGAUCUGUAUAAACUACAAUACCUUCCUUCUCUACCAAGCCAGUGUGGAGAGCCUAACAAACAGAUCUAUCCGCCACCCCACCAAUAAUAACAGUUUUUCUGUGAAAUUACCUCAAUAGUCUACGAAUCCCUUAAGUUGCUUCUGGAUAUUUUAACUCUAAAUGACGCAUCACUUUGCAGUGAAGCAACUGAAGCAUUACUUGAACCUAAACUGCUAAAUGUGAAAGGACAGCAUGAGAGAGUGAGUUCCUGGAAGGCAGACACUAUUUACAUUCGUCUCUGUGUUUUCUAGGGUUUCUAGCUCCGUGUUUUAUACAUAAUAAGCCCUUGGCUGAUGUUUAUAGAGUUAAACUCAAGAUAAGUGAGCAGGUUCACGAUCACUGCAGAGAAGAGGGGCUCAUCCUCUAACUACUACCUUUUACUCCUUGUCACCACCUCCCCUACCGCCUUGUCUCUGGCCACUCCAAAUAUUGGUCCUGCAACAGCCAUGAAGGGGGAAAAACCAAAAAUAAUGCAUAAAAACAUUUUUUUAAAUAGAAAUGCUAUAUAUUAUGUGCUUUCUUUCUACAGUACUGGGAAGUCUCUGUCUCCUAAGUAUUUAUUGGUAAUGUUAAUUAUUAGCACCAAGGAAAUCCUAUUUCUUGUUUUUAAACUACAUCAAUUCUUUAGAUCAAUGUCAUUUUACUGAGAGUAUCACUAUCUGUACUCUGUACUGUUCAUUUCUGAGACGGACACAACACAAAAAGAAAGCAUCGCUAGUCUCCUGAAUUCUCCAUUUUAAGUAUAUCCUACAAGUCACCAAUAGCAUUUAAAUCUCACGGAGAACAGCUUCUCAAUCAGCUUAAACUUCCCUUUCAGGCCUCUGAAUUUCACCCAAUAAGCUUCUUACCUUAAAAAAUCUUAAAACCCAAGAACUAAAGCACUUACCUUGCAUCUGUGUCUGGUACUUUGUAUUUUUUAAUGUUUGUUGAAUGGAAACGAAUUAUUAAAAGUCUGCACCAGCA
Messenger RNA from Hippopotamus amphibius kiboko, 2992 nucleotides. It is a transcript of the gene FYRD1, whose product is annotated as transforming growth factor beta regulator 1. Bases 205 to 1452 code for a protein of 415 amino acids. The record is from RefSeq and is a predicted model, not a curated record. Gene Ontology annotation, biological process: regulation of cell cycle. NCBI's taxonomy places the organism in Eukaryota, Metazoa, Chordata, Mammalia, Artiodactyla, Hippopotamidae. The transcript is spliced from 9 exons. Gene Ontology annotation, cellular component: nucleus.